UUCUGUUAUAUUUUUAAUUAUACAUUUUACUAACAAGAACUAAUUCCAAUAGUAUCCUUGGCUCUUAGAGGAGACACUGUCAUUAAAAAACCUUGGUCAUCAGUCUGGUGAAUCCCUAUUCUUAGGAUUAGGGUCAUUCCUUUACAUUCUUGUAGAUCUAUUCAUGGUCUGUAUGGUAGAGUGUGUGUGUGUGUUAAAUGACAGGACAGCUGUCUUAGGUGAGGAGUAAGGAGAAACUAUAUUUGGUUUUUACUGUGAUGCAUGGCCUGGUCACAAAAGAGUUUGUACAGAAAAAACAUGUAUUGAGGUUUUCUCAUUUAAUAAUAGUAUAUAUAUUAUUCAUAUAAAUAAGGAAAGGGGUGUUUUCUCUUGAUGUAUUUUGAACAUAUAAGGUUUUGUGAUAAUUUAUGUAUAUUCAUUUAAGGAAGAGUGAUUGUUUUAUAUAUCAGACACCAUUUACAUUAUCCUAAUGAAUGGUCAUUUGGACAUAUGCCAAAAGUAAUCCUCUACUGCCCCCAAGAGGGGUAGAAACUUUGGAAGAAAAUAAAAAAACCUACCACAACCUAUUUCUAGGAAAGUACUAAUAUGGACUUAACCACAAGUGAUGGGAGGAUCUAGAGGUGUUCAAUGCAUUUGUAUUGGACUGAAAAAGUAUAUAAACUGACCUUCAAGCUAAGAAGAUCAGAGAGAGAAAACCAUCAAUAAGAAGGAACAACUCUUCUAAAGGACUUUGUCAUCAAGGACUGCUCUCUCUCUCUCCCAUUACCAGCACAUGAAGAUCAACUAAGGUUGUAUACCUGUUUUGCAAUAACUGAAUUUAUCAAAUAAAUAAUCUUUUCUUUCAAAAGGCAUAAUUCUCUGAAUUUUAUAAAGAAGUACAAAAUAGGAGCAAUAUCCAAUUUUGUUGGCGAGCAGUUAUUUUUCCUACAUAUUUGGCUAAAGCCAGCCAGGUUACAGAAAAUCCUUCAUUUUGGGACACCAAUCCACUCCUCUGAUCAGGUGAUAUCAAUUGUUUUUAAGACUGCAAACACCUGUGGUUUUUUUUUUCAUCUUAAAAAGGGGGGAGAAGACUGUCUGUACUAACCCAAAUCAUACAAGACUAAAGGAUUUUUUGUUUAAAAGAACUGUAUUCUGAAAGCCCAGGAAGAGGUUUUCUAGAGUAAGGAAAAGGCCCAACAGAGAGAUUUCCUAGUUCUGCUGUUAAGCCCAGGAAGAGGUUUACAGAACAAAAGGGAAAAGAGCCUAGGAGAGGUUUUUCACAUUGUACUGAAAGCCCAGGAAGAGGUUUACAGAACAAGAGAAAGCCCAGGAAAGGUUCCAAAGCCUGAACUGAAGGCCCAGGAGAGGUUUUCAGGAAAAGAAAAGAAGAAAAUCAGUGGCCACUGUACAAUUUUCCCUUGGAUCCAGGUAGAGAUUCAAGAGGCGCAGCUGCCAAGGUUUCCUUGAGUGUACAUAAAGAGGAAAGUCUGUGGAGCUACGAAAGACAUACCAGGAAAUGGCGAUAUAUGGAAAAAACAACUUUUAUAACAACAGGAGGAGAACAUAUCGGAUUUUAAAAUGGGAUUCUAUGGAUUCUGUGGUUGAAUCAGAGGUUAAAGGUGAAUUAUGUGUAGGAAGCGAGAAGGGUCCAGUAUUAACAUGUUGUGUAAAAAUACAAUUUAGUAAAGGAGAUGAAUUAAAUGUUAAUGUAACAGUUGGACCUAGAGGAAAAUAUCAAUGGAUGAAAGGGUUUUAUAUGCAUAAUAAUGAAUACAGGGCUAUGGAAUGCAACAUUGAGGAAAAGGUUUUCUGGACCAUGUUUAUAAAAGGUCACCAACCCAUUAAAGUAAACAGUAGUCCAGAAAUAGGUGAAACCCCUUUAACAAAACAAGGAAGUUUACAACCUCUGAAUAUUUAUGAUGUACGAUCUUGGAUAAAAUAUGUUGAACCUGAGAAAAUACAAGAAAAUAAUAUUUCUAGUGAUGAUAUUAGUAACAGAGAAUGGCAGAUUCAAAUUAGUAGAGAAUUUGCAUCAGUAAAAUUAGGAUUAAUAUUUACUGAAGUUGAGAUUGUGUUUCCAAAUGUGAAUGUAUGGCCAAAAAAUAUAAAUGUACAAGAAGGCCAUAACAUACGAUUAAGUUGUAAUGUGCAAUUACAGUUACCUUAUGGAUCCACAAUGUCAUGGUCAAAAGGUAAUGAUUUUCGGGGUAGUGUAUCCUAUGGUUCGCAGGUUGUUAUACAUAAAGGCAUAGUUGGGAAAGUGGAAUGGUCUAAACAAAAUUUCACUUAUAGUCUAACAAAUUUGAAAGUAUCAGAUCAAGGGGAAUAUCAAUGUUGCAUAAACAUAGUAAAUCAGGAAAGAUGUAGCCAAGUCAAGAUUGUGGUCAAUCCUCACCCUGCGAAUAUAACUUGUGUAAAUAAGUCAUUUAUUCCAUCAAGUCCAUUUCAGAUAAAUUAUUUCCAUUCUAAACCUUUGUUAAUGAAUGGACAGUUUAUGACCAUAAUGUGGCAUUUUAAUUUAUCUAAUUGGAAAAUUUCAUCGAGAUUUCCACAGUGUAGCAAAUAUCUUAUAAAUAUGGAACAAGGUAUGGAGAAUUGGUUUGGUAAAAUGAGUAAAAAUAUAACCAGAUCAAAGAGAGAUUUAAUAGAAAAGGUACUUGGAGGUAUAGGUACUUUGGGUACUAUAACCAAUAGUAUGGGAAUAAGUUCCCUACAGAAGAAUUUAGAAAAUGUUGGAUUGUUGGACAGCAAAGCAAUGUAUGUUCAAAGAGGAUUGAAUCAGAUUCUAAAUAAUAUGAUUGUGGAAAACAGCUUCUGUUUUCGGCCCUUCUGUAUUACACCUCCAAGACAUAACAAUAGGUCUAUUGAAUAGUGAGAACGCUGCACAAGUUUCAAGAAUUUGUAUGGAAAUCCAAAUGGAAUAUUCGACUGAUUUUAAAGUUAUUGCACAAGCUUUGCAGGGUGGAAUUUCUCCUUUAGGCAUUAGGAAUAGUUUACCCAAAGAAUAUAAAAUAGCCUUAAAUCAUGUAGAUUUAUGGGUGAAUAAAUGGAUUGGGUGUAAAAAUUCUGAAUGCCUAGGAACAUCAUUAAUACCCAUAGCAGGGGAAGAAGUACCAUUAUACUCCAUGAGUGUUUUAGGAAUUCCUAUAAGCCAGUCCCAAUUAUUAUAUUAUAAUCUACAGUUUAAUGAUUUUAUUGUAAAUUCAACAGCUGAAAACCCGGUUCAGGUGGAUUUGUCUGCAUGUUUACGGUUUAAUUCAAAGGUAUUAUGUUUACCUCACCAGUUAAGACCAAUUUAUCAUUCAUGUUUUCAUAAUCAUUCUACUUGUACUGCAAGAAUUGAAGAUAUGAAGUCUCCUUUUGAAUUGGUAACACCUUUACAAGAAACAAAAGUUUGUUUACAGGUAAUGGCUAAAACUGAAUUAGUAAAGGUAUAUUUUUCCACUUGCACAGAGAUAGCGGAAUUGGAAAGAGGGUUAUAUUGUAUAGAUAAAAGUCCUUUAGGAAUACUUUUACAAGGAAUUCUGGUUAAUAUUCCUCAAAUAUUAACAACAGAUAUAGCUUCAAAUCCUUUUCAAUUUAAUAUCUCCCUUACAAAUGAGUUUCCAUGGUUAGAGUGGGCAAAACAAAUUCAGAAAGAUGAAGGCCUAUUGCAUAUGUUGGGAAAAAGGUUACAAAAGACAGAAAUUAUUUUCCAGCAUGAGCAAGGGAAAUUAAAGGAGAUAGAACAUGAAUAUUCAGAGAUGUCUGGGUCUUCCUGGUGGAGGAAGAUGACAAAAUCAGUAAACAUGUGGUCAAAAACAUCUGUAGGAACAGCUGUUGGAAAUAUUCUCAUUCACCCAUUAGUUAUUUUGUUAUUGAUUAUAUUAUUUUGUAUAGGAUUACAAAUGUUUGUAAUGUGUAAAACUCGAUACAUGUAUAAUCAUUUAAAAGAAGUUAUUGAACAGAGCGGAAUAAUUUUCAAGCAAAUGGUAUAUAGGAAGGCCGAACCUCCAUGCCUCUUAGCUAAAACAGCUGAUUCAUGUCAAGUUUAAAUGUGAUACGGAAGGUGUAUGGAUGAAUUUUCCCAUUUCAGACCAUGAAAAGGGGGACUGUAAGAUUCUGUUAUAUUUUUAAUUAUACAUUUUACUAACAAGAACUAAUUCCAAUAGUAUCCUUGGCUCUUAGAGGAGACACUGUCAUUAAAAAACCUUGGUCAUCAGUCUGGUGAAUCCCUAUUCUUAGGAUUAGGGUCAUUCCUUUACAUUCUUGUAGAUCUAUUCAUGGUCUGUAUGGUAGAGUGUGUGUGUGUGUUAAAUGACAGGACAGCUGUCUUAGGUGAGGAGUAAGGAGAAACUAUAUUUGGUUUUUACUGUGAUGCAUGGCCUGGUCACAAAAGAGUUUGUACAGAAAAAACAUGUAUUGAGGUUUUCUCAUUUAAUAAUAGUAUAUAUAUUAUUCAUAUAAAUAAGGAAAGGGGUGUUUUCUCUUGAUGUAUUUUGAACAUAUAAGGUUUUGUGAUAAUUUAUGUAUAUUCAUUUAAGGAAGAGUGAUUGUUUUAUAUAUCAGACACCAUUUACAUUAUCCUAAUGAAUGGUCAUUUGGACAUAUGCCAAAAGUAAUCCUCUACUGCCCCCAAGAGGGGUAGAAACUUUGGAAGAAAAUAAAAAAACCUACCACAACCUAUUUCUAGGAAAGUACUAAUAUGGACUUAACCACAAGUGAUGGGAGGAUCUAGAGGUGUUCAAUGCAUUUGUAUUGGACUGAAAAAGUAUAUAAACUGACCUUCAAGCUAAGAAGAUCAGAGAGAGAAAACCAUCAAUAAGAAGGAACAACUCUUCUAAAGGACUUUGUCAUCAAGGACUGCUCUCUCUCUCUCCCAUUACCAGCACAUGAAGAUCAACUAAGGUUGUAUACCUGUUUUGCAAUAACUGAAUUUAUCAAAUAAAUAAUCUUUUCUUUCAAAA
Xenopus laevis (African clawed frog) is the source of this 4925-nucleotide messenger RNA. RefSeq lists its product as uncharacterized. NCBI's taxonomy places the organism in Eukaryota, Metazoa, Chordata, Amphibia, Anura, Pipidae. The record is from RefSeq and is a predicted model, not a curated record. The coding region runs from base 1496 to 2851 and encodes 451 amino acids. The transcript is spliced from 2 exons.